CGAGCAAGUCAUCCAUCAUGAAAUACAAAACUGCCGUGAUUUACAAAAGCACAGUUUCUUAUACGAUGUAGAAGACCUUGGAUUUUAUGGAGUCUCGGAAUAACUAUGAGAAUCUGGAGGUUGCAUUUGGGAUCGUUUGUUUUGAAGCUUUUUACAGGAACGAUUGUAUUGAGCAUUUUUUCUUGUUGGAUCCUUUGGUAUCAAGUCUCGGUGAGCAAUAAUCCUCUGACUCGACGCUCCGUUGUGAGUUUUACUACGAAAAAAUGCAGCAAUCCACCUCGAUUCGACUCUUCGUCUUCAAAAGACGAAGACAACUUCGACAGCAUUAUCAAAAACUACACAAAUGUACGCCCUCAGAGGCAAGUCUUAGUAAUAUUUAAACAAACUUCUGUAGUGUUUCGAAUGAAUAUCGUUACAAUAUUAGAAUCAAACAGAAUCCCUUAUCAACUGGUUUCUUUUAACGAUAAAACUAUUUUACCAGUAUUAGAAGAAAAUAACGUUGGGAAGUUUGCUAUUAUUGUUUUUGAGAGCUUGAAAUUUUAUACAGGAUUAACGAUUCGAACUCGAAGGACGCUCGAUCAAUAUUCGCGUGAAUUCUCUGCAGGACUAGUAAUAUUCACGGUACAAGAAAACUAUGGUUAUUUAAAUUAUUACUCUAAAAGACUAAAAUUACGGCUUCGAACAGAGAUAAAAGAUUUAAAAAGUGCAGAGUUGAAUCCACGAUCACCAUUACUUAGGCUAACAAGAGCUGGAGGGGUUGUCGAAGGUGAUUUACCAACACAAUGGACUGUCUUUUCAUCGAACCAUAGUACACAUGAAUACGUCGAAGUCGCGACGCAAGAAACUUCUCUUUUUGAUAACAACAUUAACGAUCUUGAUUCUGAUUCUGCAUCCUCCAAGUCCUAUGCUUCUAAAAGAUUUAUCACCGUAAUGCUGGAUAAAGGAAAGCUUGAUGGAGUGAAAAGAGUAUAUUUUGGUUAUGGAGUGAGCUUCUGGCUUCAUCGACUUUUAUUCAUCGACGCUCUGCAUUUUUUAUCCAAUGGAAUUAUUUGUAAACCUCUACAAAGGUGGUUCUUGGUGGACAUUGACGAUAUAUUUGUCGGUAAAGUUGGUAUUAGGAUGAAUAAAGAUGAUGUUCAGGCACUUAUUUCUUUACAAAAACGAAUCAACUCAAGAGUCCCUGGCUUUAAGUUCAAUUUAGGAUUUUCUGGCUACCAUUUUCUGCGUGGUAACGAAGAGGAAGAUGAAGGAGACAAUGAACUUAUUAAAAAUGCAGACAAGUUUUGGUGGUUUAGCCAUAUGUGGAUGCACAGGAAAGCRCAUGAAAUCAAGACGCCGCAAGAACUGAAGGAUGAAUUGAUGUUGAACCUUGAUUUUGCAAAGAAACAUAAUAUUCCAGUCAACACAAGUUAUGCCGUAGCACCCCAUCACUCCGGGGUUUAUCCUACGCACGAUCUGUUGUAUGACAGUUGGAAGGUACACUAUAACCUGAAGGCCACCUCCACAGAGGAGUAUCCUCAUYUGAUACCUGCACACAAGAGGAGAGGAUUUAUUUACAGUGAAAUUAAGGUACUUCCAAGGCAGACCUGCGGCUUGUACACAAAGACCAUCUUACUAAAAAACUACCCCAGGGGUGCUAAGAGACUGGAAAACAGCAUCUAUGGAGGAAACCUUUUCCAAUUAUUCGUAGAUAAUCCUAUAAAUAUUUUUAUGACUCACAUGUCUAAUUACGGCAAUGACAGACUAGCAUUACACACCUUUGAUAAUGUCGUCAAGUAUCUGCAGUGCUGGACAAACCUGAAGCUGAGAACAGAACACCCACUUGUGCUUGCCGACAUGUACUUCAAGCUGUUCCCUGACGAAAAGAAACCGUAUUUGGGUUUUUUCAAAGAUGUUGGUAACACAAGCAAAAGCCUCUUGUUUGAAAAGAGCGCAAACUAYUUCGACGCUCCUCUUGCACCACUCCGAGCUGCAACUCUUUUGCCGAAAGCCAAGAUAAUCACCAUAAUGAUUGAUCCUGUAAAACGUGCYUAUUCCUGGUACCAGCAUAUCAAAAGUCAUGGCAUGGCUGCUGCCAUCAAGCACAGCUUUUACGAUGUCAUUACCAAGAGUAAUGCAUCUCUGAAUAGAGAGUUUCGCGUACUUGGUCAUCGUUGUUUGAUUCCAGGCCUUUAUGCUCAGCACUUGGAAAGAUGGCUCAUGCAUUACCCUCCAUCACAGUCUUAGAAAAAUAUUAUAGAAAACCAAAUGAASAACUCGCCUCUCUCCUACUACGGAUAGGAAAGCCUCUACCUAGUUGGCUUAGUGAGAAGGUAAAAAAGAAAUAAAAUAUUUUUACUAGAAAUUAUGUUGAAAUUACAUUCAAUAAAAUACUACGAGGAUAUAGAAGUAUUGACGAUUCAUUAGGUCAAAUUAAUUAUUUGAUAUUAUAAAACUAUUUUUUUAAAUACAUAAUUUAUACAAUAUGAUCACAUAGUUACAAUAAAUUGUAAGUUGCUUGCAGUAAAUAAAACAAAUUGUAUUUAA
Messenger RNA from Actinia tenebrosa (Australian red waratah sea anemone), 2526 nucleotides. Its product is annotated as N-heparan sulfate sulfotransferase 4. Gene Ontology annotation, molecular function: heparan sulfate N-sulfotransferase activity; hydrolase activity; deacetylase activity. NCBI's taxonomy places the organism in Eukaryota, Metazoa, Cnidaria, Anthozoa, Actiniaria, Actiniidae. The record is from RefSeq and is a predicted model, not a curated record. Gene Ontology annotation, cellular component: Golgi apparatus.